Messenger RNA from Mesitornis unicolor (brown roatelo), 5076 nucleotides. It is a transcript of the gene ROCK1, whose product is annotated as Rho-associated, coiled-coil containing protein kinase 1. Gene Ontology annotation, biological process: Rho protein signal transduction; peptidyl-threonine phosphorylation; embryonic morphogenesis. The transcript has 33 exons. Gene Ontology annotation, cellular component: cytoskeleton; cytoplasm. Bases 1 to 4077 code for a protein of 1358 amino acids. Gene Ontology annotation, molecular function: small GTPase binding; ATP binding; Rho-dependent protein serine/threonine kinase activity. NCBI's taxonomy places the organism in Eukaryota, Metazoa, Chordata, Aves, Mesitornithiformes, Mesitornithidae. The record is from RefSeq and is a predicted model, not a curated record.
AUGUCGACGGGAGAAAGCUUUGAGUCUCGAUUUGAAAAAAUCGACGUGACUUUAAAGGACCCCAAAUCCGAGGUGAACGUGGACUGUUUGCUGGAUGGAUUAGAUGCUUUGGUAUAUGACUUGGAUUUCCCUGCCUUAAGAAAAAACAAAAACAUUGAUAACUUCUUAAACAGGUAUAAAGACACGGUAAAUAAAAUGAGAGAUCUGCGCAUGAAAGCUGAAGAUUAUGAAGUGGUGAAGGUGAUCGGUAGAGGGGCAUUUGGGGAGGUUCAGUUGGUAAGGCAUAAGUCCUCAAGAAGAGUGUAUGCUAUGAAGCUUCUAAGCAAAUUUGAGAUGAUAAAAAGAUCAGAUUCUGCAUUCUUCUGGGAAGAAAGGGAUAUUAUGGCUUUUGCUAACAGUCCCUGGGUUGUUCAGCUAUUUUACGCAUUCCAAGAUGACCGUUACCUUUACAUGGUGAUGGAAUACAUGCCUGGUGGGGACCUUGUGAAUUUAAUGAGCAACUAUGAUGUUCCGGAGAAAUGGGCAAGAUUUUAUACUGCUGAAGUUGUGCUUGCAUUAGAUGCAAUUCACUCAAUGGGUUUUAUACACAGAGAUGUGAAGCCUGAUAAUAUGCUGCUAGAUAAAGCUGGUCAUUUAAAACUUGCAGAUUUUGGUACUUGCAUGAAGAUGAACAAGGAAGGUAUGGUACGAUGUGAUACGGCUGUGGGAACACCAGACUAUAUCUCUCCUGAAGUGUUGAAGUCCCAAGGUGGUGACGGUUACUAUGGGCGAGAAUGCGACUGGUGGUCAGUUGGAGUCUUUUUGUAUGAGAUGCUUGUAGGGGAUACACCUUUUUAUGCAGAUUCUUUGGUUGGAACAUACAGUAAGAUUAUGAACCAUAAGAACUCCCUUACUUUCCCUGAUGACAAUGACAUUUCUAAAGAGGCAAAAAACCUUAUUUGUGCCUUUUUAACUGAUAGGGAAGUGAGGCUAGGACGAAAUGGUGUAGAAGAAAUUAAACGGCACCUUUUCUUCAAAAAUGAUCAAUGGGCUUGGGAAACUCUCAGAGACACUGUCGCACCAGUGGUGCCUGACUUGAGUAGUGACAUUGACACUAGUAAUUUUGAUGAUCUGGAAGAAGAUAAAGGGGAAGAAGAAACAUUUCCCAUACCGAAAGCAUUUGUGGGCAACCAGCUUCCUUUUGUAGGAUUUACGUACUACAGCAACCGUCGGUAUUUAGCUGUCUCUGCAGAAAAUUCCAAUGAUAACAGAACAGGCUCCAGUGUGGAUAAAAGUGUGCUGGAAAAUAUGCAGAAGAUGAUCUAUGAUUUGGAAGAACAACUACAUAAUGAAAUGCAGCUGAAAGAUGAAAUGGAGCAGAAGUGCAGAUCUUCAAACAUAAAGCUAGACAAGAUAAUGAAAGAACUGGAUGAAGAGGGAAAUCAAAGAAAGAACUUGGAAUCAACAGUGUCUCAGAUUGAGAAGGAAAAGAUGGUAUUGCAACAUAAGAUAAAUGACUACCAAAGAAAAAUUGAACAAGAGAAUGAGAAAAGACGGAAUGCGGAAAAUGAAGUGUCCACACUAAAAGAUCAGAUGGAAGACUUGAAAAAGAUCAGCCAGCAUUCACAAAUUACAAAUGAGAAGAUAACACAAUUACAAAAACAACUAGAAGAAGCAAAUGAUUUGCUGAGGACGGAAUCGGAUACAGCAGCAAGACUGAGAAAGGGUAACACAGAAAUGAGCAAGUCAUUAAGUCAGAUGGAAUCACUGAACAGAGAACUGCAGGAAAGGUGCAGAGUUCUAGAAAGCACAAAACUGCAGGUGGAGAAAGAUUAUUACCAACUGCAAGCAGCUUUGGAGUCAGAACGAAGGGACAGAAGUCAUGGAUCUGAAAUGAUUGGAGAACUACAGGUUCGGAUUACAGCUUUGCAAGAAGAAGUAAAAAAUGUUAAGAACAAUCUUGAAAGAGUAGAAGCAGAAAGAAAACAAGCACAAGAUAUGCUUAAUCAUUCGGAAAAGGAAAAGAAUAAUUUAGAGAUCGAUUUGAACUACAGACUCAAAUCGUUACAAGACCGUUUGGAACAGGAAGUAAAUGAACACAAGGUGACUAAAGCUCGGUUAACUGACAAACAUCAGUCAAUAGAGGAGGCAAGAUCAGUUGCAAUGUGUGAAAUGGAAAAAAAGGUAAAGGAGGAAAGGGCAGCAAGAGAAAAGGCAGAAAAUCGAAUAGUUCAAGCUGAAAAACAGUGUUCCAUGCUGGACUUCGACCUGAAGCAAUCUCAGCAGAAACUGGAGCACCUUCUUGAGCAAAAAGAAAGACUGGAAGAUGAAGUCAAGAAUUUAACACUUCAGCUAGAACAAGAGACGAAUAAGCGAAUAAUGGCACAGAAUGAAUUGAAGGCACAGGCUUUUGAAGCCGAUAACUUGAAGGGUUCUGAGAAGCAGCUGAAACAGGAAAUCAAUACGCUGUUGGAAGCAAAGAGACUACUGGAAUUUGAGUUGGCUCAGCUUGCUAAACAGUACAGGGGAAAUGAAGGUCAAAUGCGUGAGCUUCAGGAUCAGCUUGAAGCUGAACAGUAUUUUUCGACACUUUACAAAACUCAGGUUAAGGAACUGAAAGAGGAAAUUGAUGAAAAGAAUAAAGAAACUCAAAGAAAAACGCAGGAAUUGCAAAAUGAAAAAGAAACACUCACUACCCAGCUGGAUUUAGCUGAAACCAAAGCUGAGUCAGAACGGUUGGCACGAGCACUCCUUGAAGAACAGUAUUUUGAACUAAGUCAAGAAAGCAAAAAAGCUGCAUCAAGACACAGGCAAGAAAUGAAUGAUAAGGACAGCAUCAUAAGAAGGCUGGAAGAAACUAAUAGCACAUUAACCAAAGAUGUCGAUUUAAUAACAAAGGAAAAUUCAGAGAUCAGUGAAAAAAUUAAGAAACAGGAGGAAGAAUACAAAAUGAAAAUUGAGGAGGAAAUCAAUAAUAUUAGAAUGCAUUAUGAGAAGAGCAUCAACACUGAAAGAACUCUGAAGACGCAGGCUGUCAACAAACUGGCUGAGAUAAUGAAUCGGAAAGAUUUUAAAAUAGACAGAAAGAAAGCUAACAUGCAAGAUUUGAGGAAGAAAGAGAAGGAAAACCGAAAGCUCCAAUUAGAACUUAAUCAAGAAAAAGAGAAGUUCAAUCAGAUGGUAGUGAAAUACCAAAAGGAGGUCAAUGAAAUGCAAGCGCAACUAGCAGAAGAAUCUACAUACAGGAAUGAGCUCCAGAUGCAGCUGGAUAGUAAAGAAAGUGACAUAGAACAGCUCCGAAGGAAAAUUUUGGACCUCCAGCAAGGAAUGGAUUCUACCAGUGUUGCAAGUCUCCCGCCAGAUGAAACAGAUGGAAAUCUUUCAGAAUCAAGACUUGAAGGUUGGCUUUCGAUACCAAACAAAGGAAAUAUAAAGCGACAUGGCUGGAAGAAACAGUAUGUUGUGGUGAGCAGUAAAAAGAUACUGUUCUACAAUGAUGAAAAGGACAAGGACCAGUCUAAUCCAUCCAUGGUACUAGAUAUAGAUAAGCUGUUCCAUGUCCGGCCUGUAACUCAAGGAGAUGUAUAUAGAGCUGAAACUGAAGAAAUUCCUAAAAUAUUCCAGAUUCUCUAUGCUAAUGAGGGGGAAUGCAGGAAGGAUUUGGAGGUAGAACCAGUACAGCCGGCAGAGAAGACAAAUUUUCUAAAUCACAAAGGCCAUGAAUUUAUUCCAACAUUAUACCACUUUCCAGCCAACUGCGAGGCCUGUGCCAAACCUCUUUGGCAUGUCUUUAAACCCCCUGCUGCCCUAGAAUGUCGAAGAUGCCAUGUGAAGUGCCAUAGAGACCACUUGGAUAAAAAGGAGGAAUUAAUUGCACCAUGCAAAGUGAGUUACGAUGUAACUUCAGCAAGAGAUAUGUUGUUAUUGGCAUCCUGUCAAGAUGAACAGAAGAAGUGGGUGACUCAUUUAGUAAAGAAGAUCCCUAAGACACCACCAUCUACUUUUGUUCGUGCUUCUCCUAGAACAAUGUCUACAAGAUCCUCAGCAAAUCAGUCGUUCCGAAAAGUUGUUAAAAAUACUUCUGGAAAAACUAGCUAACCACACGUACAGGGCUUAUUGGAAUCUCAUGGGAUGCGGUCUGAGAAACAGUGCUUUUUUUAACCACACAGAGCAGUGCAGACGGGCUGUUGUUCCUUUCAACAUAACUAUCACAGGCUUCAGGGUUAAGAUUGCUAUUACUGUCUCCUCCUUGCUUUGGCACAAAAGCACGCUGAGGGUGUUUAAUUGCGGGUUUGCCUAAAGGUAGAUUAGAUUAAUUAUUACUAUGUAAUGCAAGUUAAAGCAAAUAAAGCUUAGCUAGGUGUAUAAAAGAAGGUGCUGCCUUUUUGGAUUAAAAAAAAAAAAGCCUGUCAGUCAUGAUGAAAUGCAGCCAACUUUCUUCGUAUCAGUGAAAGAAAAGGACUGUUCACCCUGUAAAAGGGAUAUUUAUGUCAAGAUGAGCAUAUGAAGUGGAGUAGAGGAGGAAGGUUUCCCAAUGAGAAGGACUGCAAUUGCUUUCAAGACUCAAAAGUUGUGCUCUUGAAGACUGCAGAACUCACUUAAAAAUGAAGCCUUAUCACUUGAACUUCAGUGCCUUCACUGCAGAGUUCUUAACAGCCUUAAUGCUAACCACCCACUAUGGAAUGGAUCGAAGUGUUAAAUAUUUUGCAUUAUGCUUUACAAAAUACUGAUUCAGCAGGUUUGUAAAGGGGGGAAAACAAGUAAUUGCCUUUAAUCUAUGCAUUUUUGCCAAGCCAUACUGAAUUAUUUUACUAUUAGAGGCAUUAGAAACUAACAGUAAAAAGAACCACCAAGUUUGGAAGCAUAUUUUGGGGUACAUUGUUUCUGUAACUGUAAUGUAUUGCCUUACAAUUUUAAGUGAUAAUAUUCAUUAAGUUAACAAACAUUUAAGAAAUAUAUGCACUGUUUGAAAUGUAAAUUAUUCUUAGAACACUUUUACUGGGUUUUACAUUGUCCUUUUAGUGCCUUAAUUUGAGAUAAUUGUAUUAUUGCCAUGUCAAUAAAUGUAGAAAUCUAAAACUAAACAAAGGAAACCUC